UGUUUUAGGAGUAAUAACAUAUAAAUAUUGCAUACUUGAGAGGGCGAUAUGAAAACUUUUCACCCCUCGAAGUAUGAAUGUAUGAAUGUAGACCACCUCGGCUAACGCCUCGGUCAAUAUUCUUCUAUCUCGAGAUAAACAUUUUUCAUAUCACCCAUUCAGGAAUGCAAUACUGAUAUAAUGGCCACCAACUUGGUGGUAUCGUUUAUGAAAGAAAAACACACCACAUAUAAUUUGUCCUUUGGAGUGUCAAAGAUAUAGUCAUUCUUAACUGCAAACAACAUUUUCGUCACGUCCACCCACUGUUAUCAGUUCAUUAUCUUGAUGCAUUAAAAGGACAGGGAGGUUGAAGUUACAUUAAAAUUCAUACAUGCUGUUACGUACUAAAAUGUAACAAUUUUGUUACGGACUGGGAGUUUGCUUCUAUGGAAGUGCCUGGAAGAAGAGGCGGAAGGGAUGAUUUCUCGUCAUCCCUUUCCCAUAGUUCUGAUGAUGCCGAUCAGCUAUACUGUCUACCGUGUAAACAUGAUGGAUCUCUGCUACCAGCAUUCGGAUACUGCAAGGACUGUGCAGAACAUCUGUGUGAGACAUGUUACAAAAGUCACAGGAAACCAGCACCAUGCAGGAACCAUAUCCUCUUAGACAAGACACAAAUGCCAAAAACCAUGAGUCCGGGUACUACUUCUCUAGACUUAACAGAAACAUGUGAUCAACACCAUCGAAAAGUAAUAGAAUAUUUUUGCAAAUAUCAUAAAUCCCUAGGCUGCAGCAUAUGUAUAAAGAUGAGCCACAGAAAUUGUAAGAUAGACUACAUUCCAGAUGUUUCCAAGAACUACACAGCCAGUUCUCAGUACAAGAGUCUUCUAAAAUUAUUGCAGACUUUACAUGAAAAUAUGAAGGCAAUCACUAAGUCUAUAAUAGAGAAGAAGAACCGCAUUCAAGAAAAUCAGGAAAGAAUUAAGGCAGACAUUCAAAAGUUUAGACAAGAAAUCAACGCUUUACUAGAUAAAUGGGAAGUUCAGCUCUACAAAGACGUUGAUAGUCUCUUUUCCAUGGAAGAUCACAAGACACAUUCCACACUAAACCAGUGCCACGAAAUGACAAGAAAGAUUGAAACACAGCAAAAGAGCUUCAGGUCGUUCGAACAAGACCAGAAAUGCAACAUGGUGUUCAUACAUGGCAAGAAAAAAGAAGAUUCAAUAAAAACGGAAACGAAAAUCGAACAAAAAUUGAAAGAAGAAGCCAAAGUUAAGAGUUACAUAUUUCAACCAAACCAGGCAAUCAAAAAUCUACUGAAGACAGAGACUACAUUAGGAACGUUAUUUAACACUGAGGAGGAGUCCAAACCUAAACAAUUACAAGUCCACGCGGAAGAAAAUAAAACAGAAUUAUUAGGAACGUUAUUUAACACUGAGGAGGAGUCCAAACCUAAACAAUUACAAGACCAGGCUGCAGAAAAUAAAACAGAAUUAUUAGGAACGUUAUUUAACACUGAGGAGGAGUCCAAACCUAAACAAUUACAAGACCAGGCUGCAGAAAAUAAAACAGAAUUAUUAGGAACGUUAUUUAACACUGAGGAGGAGUCCAAACCUAAACAAUUACAAGACCAGGCUGCAGAAAAUAAAACAGCAAUAUUCACGCACGUUCAGUUGCAACCAGGACAUCAUGCGAGUUUGUCCGCUUCUGACAUUUCUGAUGCUCUAUUAGGUCAAAUUAAUGCCAAGACUACCAGCGAUAAAUAUGAUUGCAAAAUAACAGGCCUUGCAGUAAUUGACACAUAUAGACUUUUGCUGUUGCUGACUUUAAUAACCGCACCGUAAAGAUUAUUGAUGUGAAGCAGGAGACAAUCGUUUCUGAGCUGAUUAUGACUUCAAACCCAUGGGACGUGGCAUUGAUAGGAGGCGACCAGCUUGCAGUUACAAUUCCGUUUAAAAACGUGAUACAGAUUUUGUCAUUUGCUAGCGGCUUAUCUCAAGUCAGGCAACUGACAAUUACUGAAAAAUGCUAUGGAUUAGCUUUCAUUGAAGGAAGUCUGAUAGUUGGGACGGAAUACGGAAAAGCGAAGAUAAUAAAUCUAGCAGGGAACGUUUUGAAAACCUUGGUCUGUGGGGAAGCAGAUAAUGUUGGUUAUAUAACAGUAUGUCCAAAGUUAAGAUAUGUAUAUGCUUCAUCUAGUAGCAGUGUAACUCGUUUCAAUAUGUCCGGUGAAGCUGUAGGACGGUAUACACAUGCAAGCCUGAUAACGUCACGUGGACUUGCUGUAUUGGAAGAUGGUUCUAUAUUGGUAUGUGACUGUGGUUACAAUAGCAUUCACCUGAUUUCAGAAAACAUGAAAAGCGGCAGGAUAUUACUACAGGUAACAGAUAAGCGUAUGAAACCCUACUGUAUGGCGCUCGAUAGUGAAGAGAAGAAACUGUACAUAGGUAGCAGCAUUCUAGUUAACUACAUAAAUGUGUAUAGUCUAAAAUAAGGUAGUUCUUCGUCAAUCAUAGUUAAUGUAAGUAACUACAAUAAACCGAGACUGUUCUUGUAAUAUUUUGGAGAUCUUUCUACUGAAUGUAGUUUGGACAUUGCCCACUGUUAGUGUUUUUUUUAUCGACACAAAAAAACGCUUAUCCCACAAACAUAUACCAGUAUAUUUCCAGGACCAGAGCAUUAGGUAUAUAUUCAGAAGAACAUUGUGCCAUAUAUACAUUUAAUACAUUAACCAGUAGCUACCUUACAAUGAACUUUUUUUUUUGCUACAUUGCUUUGUUCACUUAAAUGUGAGGGAAAUAACCACCGCAAAACAUUCACUGCAGUUGUGUCACUAACUUUUGGUGUCUGUCGCAUAAAGCUUUUUCUAGAAAUAACCCAUACCCCUCUUUUGAGCGAUCGCUGAAUUUAAAUACUGCCUCUAUGAUAUAAUAUUCAAUGUGCGUUCUAUACCUGUUUAUUCAAUUCUAGCCCCAUGUGGUUCUUGGACGAUCUAUGUAUGAAAAGAAUUGGAACCACUGCCUUACCCUUGCAUGAUCGUAAGAGGUGACUAAGGGUCUUAACACUUGGUUUUGCUGUAACUCUGUGAUUCCAGCAGGUAUGCAAACUUUGAUUCCAUACCUCAUGUUUUUAUUUCGUUGUAAAUGAGAUGUGAAACCAAAAUUUGUAGUCCUGCUAUGCGCCAUAUAACCUAUAAUGUGUUGGUGCGCCGUAAAACCCAAAUAAAUAAAUAAAUUAUACAAUUCUGUUUUGAUCUGCAAAUUUGUAAGAGGCUUUGCUAUUCCGAUUUACGUCUAUCUUUUUUUGUAACUAAAGAUCAUUUAGCUCGACAUACAAGAUCAAGAGGUGUUCAGAAAAAUAGAAAUAAGAAAUUCUUAGAAAAAUAUUAAACAAGAGGCUCAAGUCAUUCAAUACCGUACAGGACAUGUUUAUAUUUCCAUGCAUCUGUACUCUCACUAUUAGUCUCCCAUCCAUUUGAAAGAAAUGUAUAAUAGCACUGUUGACAAAUUCAAAUCCUACUAAGCUUUGCAUACUGCUGUAUAAAUGACGAAAAAGUGUGUGAUAUUACGUCUCAAUGGAACCAAAUUUGCUUAAUGUUUAUAUAUCCAUAGUACAUAAAUCAGCAUACAAUUAAAGUACUUUGACAGUG
Mercenaria mercenaria is the source of this 3625-nucleotide messenger RNA. RefSeq lists its product as uncharacterized. Bases 426 to 1820 code for a protein of 464 amino acids. Lineage: Eukaryota; Metazoa; Mollusca; Bivalvia; Venerida; Veneridae. The transcript is spliced from 2 exons. The record is from RefSeq and is a predicted model, not a curated record.